CCGCGGCAAAGACACAGAGAAGAGAGGUGACAACAGUCAAAAGCGAGCGAGGCGGAAGAAAUCCCUUGAGAUGGAUGCAAGACCGCGACGGGCAUCGUCCUCGCCGGCGGCGGCGACGGCGGCCUUGUCCCUGCUGCUCCUGUUCCCCAUGUUCUUAGGGGGGCAGGCGUCGGCGUACGGCGACGAUUCGGGCGCCGGCAGCAUGACGGCGCUGCAGAAGCACGCGGCGUUCUUCGACGGCGACAAGGACGGCGUCGUCACCUUCUCCGAGACAUACGCAGCAUUUCGGGCCCUUGGAUUCGGGUAUGCCGCCUCCACCUUGAGUGCUACCUUCAUCAAUGGCGUCCUUGGCCCCCAGACCAGACCGGAAAAUGAUACGGCGCGCAUGUCCAUCUACAUCGAGAACAUCCACAAGGGCAUCCAUGGGAGCGAUUCAGGCGCGUAUGACUCUCAAGGAAGGUUCGUUCCCGAGAAGUUCGAGGCGGCAUUCGCCAAGCACGCCAAGACGGUGCCGGACGCCCUGACGUCCGCGGAGGUGGACGAGCUGAUCACCGCGAAUCGGGAGCCCAGCGACUACGCGGGAUGGGCGGGCGCGUCGGCGGAGUGGAAGUUGCUGUACAGCAUCGGCAAGGACAAGGACGGGCUCCUCCGCAAGGACGCCGCCAGGGGCGUCUACGACGGCAGCCUCUUCGCCAGGGUGGUGCAGGAGCGGAGGACAUCUAUAGGAGAAACCCAGGCAUGAUCGUGGCACGCCGUCACGGUGUGUGGCUACCGUACAAGCGACGGAGGCCAGUCGAACACUCGAGUCCGUCCGAACCGAUGCGUCGCUGGCUAGUUACAGGGCAUUACUUAUCCGGUGUGAUUGGCUCGUCGCGUCACGCCGUCACGGUCUGUCGCCACAUAGCUACGGACGGUACUAUACUGCUGAAUUAAUGUUUAAAAAAAUAGGCAGUGUGAAAGGGUGUGAACGCUUGUGAACGGAAUCUUGGGAUGGGACCGAUGUCCUGUUGUUUGUGUCCUGUGGAUAUGGUUUUAUUAUGCGUACACGACUGACUUGCUAGGCGGUGCACUCGUA
Molecule: messenger RNA, 1075 nt
Organism: Triticum dicoccoides
Lineage: Eukaryota; Viridiplantae; Streptophyta; Magnoliopsida; Poales; Poaceae
Product: probable peroxygenase 5
Exons: 6
Coding region: 71-742 (223 amino acids)
Molecular function (GO): calcium ion binding; monooxygenase activity
Source: RefSeq, a predicted model, not a curated record